Molecule: messenger RNA, 831 nt
Organism: Mixia osmundae IAM 14324
Lineage: Eukaryota; Fungi; Basidiomycota; Mixiomycetes; Mixiales; Mixiaceae
Exons: 3
Coding region: 1-831 (276 amino acids)
Biological process (GO): nucleolar large rRNA transcription by RNA polymerase I; transcription initiation at RNA polymerase I promoter
Cellular component (GO): nucleus; RNA polymerase I upstream activating factor complex
Molecular function (GO): RNA polymerase I cis-regulatory region sequence-specific DNA binding
Source: RefSeq, a predicted model, not a curated record
AUGACGAGCGCUGUAGAUCUCAAUGCGGCUUCCUCUCCAUCGCCGUCGGUACCUUUCGAUACCUCACUCCUCAUACCAUCGAUCCGAGCAAUCUUGUCUGCGCCUGGCCUCAACAUCGCGACCGUCACCGCCAAGGGCGUACGAGCCAAGCUAGCGAUCAUCUGCGACGGCAUCGAUGUCGAAGGUCACAAGCGUGAAGUGACGAAGCUCAUACAGUGCGAAUUCGAGAAGAUGCACGGUCGUGACUCAGAUGAUGCGACGAUGGUGCAGGCCCCGUCGAGCUCGCAGACGCCAUCAAUCACAUUUGAGCCCUACUCUGCCUCGCAGUCGCACCAAGCAUCACAAUCGUCAGCAAGCAGCUCACAAUUAUCCGUGUUGCCCUCAUCGCAAUCUACGGCUCAUCGCUCACAGUUUGCAAAUAGCACAAGAAAAGCGUCGAGCAGCAAGACAAAGUCGUCUCGCGUCAAAUCUGAAGAGACGAUCGAUUCAUCAGAUGAUGAUGCCUCGGAUGUCACAGCGAGCACUUCCAGCUCACGCCUGACAAAAUCGAAAAGGAAGGAGAAUCUCGAACAAAUACCAAAGAAGCCGUCGAACGCCAAGACGUUCGAGUGCAGCCCAGCUCUGGCUGCAGUCUGCGGAGUCACAAGGACGAAUCGCUUUGCAGUCAAUAAGCACAUCUGGGCGUAUGUGCGCGAACACAAUCUCAAGGACCCUAACAAUGGCCGAAACAUCAUCUUGGACGAUGCCCUCAAGGCCGUCUUUGGGGACAGAAAGACCAUCAGCAUGUUUGCUAUGCCCAAGCAUUACGCAAAGCACCUGUACGAUUCCUAG